UAUAAGGUGAAGGGCGGUGAAAGGGGAUCGGACGUCAAAACUCCUCGUUGUUGCUCCUGUCGAGGGAGAUGGUCAGUAAAAUUACCUGAAAUUAAUAGGAGAAAAAGAAUGAGCGACUUCUUGGCGGCUAAUAAUGUCUGCGGGCAAAACUUGCUGCGGCUGGUGUCCCGUGGGAAUGCAAUCAUAGCCGAACUGAUGCGACUGAAGGAUUAUGUACCGCCGGUCUUCAGCUUGGAUUCAAAGCAACUGAUACAGAAGUACGGAUCGAUUAUAAUUGACUUUGCAUACUUCAAGGCAGCCAGUGUUUACGAGCAAAAGAUAGAGGAUGAUUUGACACUCCAAGAAACCGACGAGGAGCUCCGGAAUAACUUUUCAGACAUACUCGCAAGGUUUUACUUGGCUUUCGAGAGUAUACACAAGUAUGUCACAGACCUGAAUUUUUACAUCGAUGAGUUGGGGGACGGAGUUUACAUACAUCAGUCGGUAGACUCUAUUAUGUUCAACGAGGAAGGGAAACAAUUAAUGUGCGAAGCCGUAUACCUGUAUGGUGUCAUGCUGCUGCUGGUCGAUUAUCAUUUUGAGGGCCGAAUACGUGAGAGAUUGCUCGUGUCCUACUACCGAUACAACGCCCAGCGGUCUUCCUCGACUAGAGUGGAUGACGUUUGUAUGCUGCUCCGUUCAACAGGAUACGUGAGGACGUUGUCCAAGAGACCGGCUAAUUAUCCUGAGGAAUAUUUCAAGAGAGUACCUUUGCAAGACUUCCUGAUCGAUUUGGUCAUUGGUCGGCUGCGCUCGGACGAGAUCUACAAUCAGACUCUCGCCUUCCCGCAUCCGGAGCACCGCAGCACCGCCGUGGCCACGCAGGCGUCAAUGUUAGUCAUAAUUUUGUCAUUCAAGCCGACCGUACUGCACGCGCAGACUGCCAUUAUGAGGGAAAUAGUGGACAGGUUCUUCCCCGACAAUUGGGUAAUCAGUAUUUACAUGGGGACAGUGAUCAGUCUGUGCGAUUGGUGGUCACCGUACAAAGCUGCGCGUACGGCGUUGAAUAACACACUCGAGAAUUCCAAUGUGAAGGGGAUUGCGCAGAAGUACGGGGCAAAGAUGGACAAAUUGACGCAAGAGACCGAAGAGGUGCAGCUGGCGGGCACGCUGGACGAAAGCGCGACGGGUUCGCUAGUCAAAUUGGUGAGAGAGUGCAACGUUACGUUGCACUGGAUUCUUCUGCACACCGCCACGCCUACCAUAGCGUUAGAGGACUCGAAACGUUCGCGUACUCUACGUCAGUUGGUCGUGAUGGAGAGCAAAUAUACCACAGUGAAAUGUCUUCGUUUACUACUAAGCACCGCUCAAAUCGAACAGGAUGUUAAACAGAUGUAUAAAGAUCUCUUGCUCGGAAAAGAGGCCAAGUGGCUGAAGGAUAAAGGGAUAUGCGUCGAACGUAUAACCGAUCUCGCGCAAAUUUUUGGUGGCGCCAAACCUCUCGACGGCAUUGACAAAAACCAAAAUCUUUACACGUGGUUCAUGGAAAUAAGUAAACACAUUGAUUCGCUGAAGCAGGAAGAUGGGCGAAAGAUAGUACAAUUGCUGCAAGCGUUGGAACAGGUUCAGGAAUUUCAUCAAUUGGAAAAUAAUCUACACAUUUCGCAGUAUCUCGCUGACACGCGCGAGACGCUACACAAUAUGCUGCGCACGGGCAGCAUAUCCGAGGACAUCAUGAUAAGCUUAAACAUCGUGACCGAUUGUUGCUACGCGUGGAAUAUUAUGGAAUCCUUCAUCGACGUGAUGCAGGAGAGCAUAAAGGGCAACCCGCCGACCGUCAUCAAACUGAAAGCUCUUUUCCUUAAAAUGGCAUCGGCAUUGGAAACUCCACUGCUGAGGGUAAACCAGGCACGAAGCGCGGACCUGUCCUCGGUGUCCCAGUAUUACAGCAGAGAACUGGAGGGAUAUGCGAGGCGUGUCUUGCAAAUUAUACCCGAAACCGUGUUCGGUUUGUUGGCGGAGAUAGUGCAUCUCGAGACGAAUUCGUUCAAGGAGAUCCCGACCAAGUUACCCAAGGAUAAACUUAAAGAUUACGCACAACUGGCUGAAAGAUUACAGAUGGCGAAAUUAACGUACGCCGUGUCGGUUUUCACAAAAGGCGUUUUGUCGCUGAGGAGCGUUUCUUUGGGAGUUCUACGGGUCGACUCGCAUCGUCUCCUGGAGGACGGUAUACGCCAGGAGCUCGUCAAGAAGGUCACUUUGGCUUUGCAGAACGGCCUCAGCUUUGAUCAGAAGUCCAAGACGUCUCUUCUACAGAAGCUGAGCAAUUUAUCCUCAAUUAUGGACGGAUACAGAAAGUCGUUCCAAUACAUUCAGGAUUACAUUAACAUAAACAGCCUGAAGAUAUGGCACGAGGAAAUCACGUAUAUUAUUAACAACGCGGUCGAGGAAGAACGUAGGGGCUCUUCCUGGCUACCGGGAAAAUCGUGGAGGCAGUUCCAGGAAGACAAACUCGCCCUUUCAACGGACAAUAACUCUUUAACGUUCAUGGGUAGACUCGCCAGGGAGCUUAUCCGCAUUACCGAUCCCCGAACGAUCGUGUACAUAGAACAUUCUCUAGCAUGGUACGACAUUAAAACGCAGAACGAGGUCUUAAAUUACAAGGUUUUCUCGAUGAUAUUAGAAACGAUAGGCACACCGGGAUUGUCGGGACUGGACAAGCUCGUCUCCUUCUUCAUUGUCAUAGAACUGGAAGCUUUGGUUCAUUAUAUAGAAAAGAGCAUACGGAACAAAACGUGGGUGUCGUUGUUGGAAGAUUGUGAGGCCACUUUGAGUUCUUUGGACAGUGCUAAAGGUAACAUCACGAAAUUUCACAAUUCUAUAAGCGCUAGCAGCAGCAAAUUGUGGUCGUCGGCGCUCGAGUGGACGUUGAAAAUAGGCCACUACCAAUUACUCAGGAAAAAGAUAGCGUACGAGCUGAACACCGCGUGUAAAUUCGAGGCGAAGCAUAUGGAAGCGGCGCUUCGUACAUUAAACACGGCCGUUUUAUGCGAGAUAGCGAAAAAAGAUAGCAACAACGAGAGCGAGCCGGAGAGAAGCGAAUUACUUCACGAACUUAGCGUGCGUCUGGAUUGGGCUGGCAUCAGCGAUCCGCACAACAAAGUUUAUAUCAAGCCACCAAAGAUCGAUAACAUAGCUAUUAUUAUUUUCCUACUGACGGUGUCGCAAUUGAAUAAAUUAUUCUACUGCAAAAAUACAGCAAGUCUGUUGAGCAAGAGAUAUCAGGAUCCCGUUGACGCUGUGGUAUUUGCCUUAGGAAUACAAACGAUUCUUCGUCAAUUCCACGUUUCUGUGAUGAAUCGUUACGUGAAAUAUCUGUGCAUGUACAUCCUGUCGUUUAUCACCGUGGAGAGUAUGAAAGCGGGAGGAGAUGCAGAAACUGAAGGAGCUACCAAUCUCCAUUUCUUGGAGCUUUUCGUUAAAUACUCUGGCAUUCCGCGUUCUCUUAUUCUUAAAGAAAUACCCGUCGUCGUUUUAGAUCACUCCCUCGUCAAAAUGACAAAAUGACGCUGCAUCGGAAACUCGUGAAAUAAUAUUGCAAAUUAUAAACGAUCAUACAUAUUAUUACAUAUAUUCCUACAUUGUAAAGAUGUAUAUAUAU
Wasmannia auropunctata (little fire ant) is the source of this 3640-nucleotide messenger RNA. It is a transcript of the gene Strump, whose product is annotated as WASH complex subunit strumpellin. Bases 109 to 3546 code for a protein of 1145 amino acids. Lineage: Eukaryota; Metazoa; Arthropoda; Insecta; Hymenoptera; Formicidae. The transcript is spliced from 17 exons. Gene Ontology annotation, biological process: regulation of actin nucleation; endosome organization; endosome fission. Gene Ontology annotation, cellular component: endosome; WASH complex. The record is from RefSeq and is a predicted model, not a curated record.